CCAACAAGAUCAAAACAACCGUGUCCACAAUCCACAUGCUUUUUCUCACUUGAAUUCUUCUCCCACUUUUUCCUUCCCGCACAUCACUCAAGUCUUCCCAAAUGGAAUACUACGAUCGCCAGGUGGUUCUCAUCACCGGCUGCUCCGAGGGCGGCAUUGGUCACGCACUCGCACGCGCCUUCGCGGAGGAGAAGUGUCUGGUGGUGGCGACGAGUCGGUCGCUGCCGUCGAUGGCGGAUCUAGACCACGAUUCUAGGUUUUUUCUCCAGGAGCUGGACGUUUUGUCAGAGGAGAGCGUCCACCAUGUGUUUUCGAGUGUGCUUGAGAAAUUUGGGCGGAUCGAUGUUCUGGUUAACAACGCUGGGAUCCAAUGCGUUGGGCCUCUCGCUGAAAUUCCUCUCUCUGCGAUAGAGAACACCUUUAAUACCAAUGUCUUUGGUUCCAUGAGAUUGAUUCAAGCUGUUAUCCCUCACAUGGCAUCUAGGAGAAAGGGAAAGAUUGUAAAUAUUGGAAGUGUUACUGUUUUGGGCCCGGGACCAUGGGCAGGUGGUUACACUGCAUCUAAAGCUGCUCUUCAUUCACUAACUGAUACCUUGAGAUUGGAACUCCGGCCUUUUGGGAUCGACGUGAUUAAUGUUGCUCCAGGAGCUGUUAAGUCAAACAUUGGAAACUCUGCAUUAGCCAGCUACAACAGGAUGCCUGAGUGGAAAUUAUACAAGCCAUUCGAAGCAGCUAUACGAGAGAGAACCAACUUUUCACAAGGCCCCAAGUCGACACCUUCAGAAGAGUUUGCGAAGAAGACUGUAGCUGCUGUUCUGAAUAAGAAUCCACCAGCUUGGUUCUCAUAUGGCCAUUACUCCACCAUAAUGGCAAUCAUGUACCAUCUACCUCUCUUUAUUAGAGAUUUCAUACUCAGGUUAGCAAUGAAAUGCUAAAGAUACACAAAAAUUCAUUAUAUUUCUGUCGUUCGUAGCCUAUAAAUGGUUAAUUAGAUUCAUGUAUCCACGCCUGUAUGCAUGGAUAUGGAAAACUUGAGUAACAGCUCUUGGUGUUCGUAACUGUUGCUUAUCCAAAAUUAGUUGAUUAAUCCAAGAAAUCUCCAUGAUGAAAAAGUUUGAGAGUUUAGGGUAUGAUUCUAACCAUCGGAUAAUGCCUACUUCCCUUUACAUGGAGGAAGAUAUCAUGGUGUUCAAACUCAAUAUUCAUACUGAGAAUGGAGAUUCAGAAUCUUAUGAUUAUGCUUCACAUUUCCAUCUA
This is a messenger RNA of Vitis vinifera (wine grape), 1257 nucleotides long. RefSeq names its product short-chain dehydrogenase RED1. The transcript is spliced from 3 exons. Lineage: Eukaryota; Viridiplantae; Streptophyta; Magnoliopsida; Vitales; Vitaceae. Gene Ontology annotation, cellular component: endoplasmic reticulum. The record is from RefSeq and is a predicted model, not a curated record. The coding region runs from base 102 to 935 and encodes 277 amino acids. Gene Ontology annotation, molecular function: oxidoreductase activity.